Messenger RNA from Ostrea edulis (European flat oyster), 25519 nucleotides. RefSeq lists its product as uncharacterized. The record is from RefSeq and is a predicted model, not a curated record. Gene Ontology annotation, molecular function: calcium ion binding. Bases 816 to 25004 code for a protein of 8062 amino acids. NCBI's taxonomy places the organism in Eukaryota, Metazoa, Mollusca, Bivalvia, Ostreida, Ostreidae. The transcript has 77 exons.
AGAUGUUGAAGACUCGUGUGGUUCCUAUUACGUAUAAACACACCAAGAGUUGCGUGGUGGCUUUCUGAGUUCUGUAGAGGCUGCCAGAGAAAGCAGACGUCGUUUUAGGUAUAAGGGGCUGGGAGUCUUAUUGAACACAUGGUUCAUUGUGGAUUAAAAGUCCCCCUAAAUUUGAACUUUAUGUUUAGUUAAAGUGGAGUUUACAAUGACCCAUUGUUGACUCUAAGGAUAUCAUAGAAAAGAUACGAACAUCUGACAAGCCAUCAAGUCAUCGGGAGCGAUGGAGGGAUCGCUUUGGUUGACGCUAAUUGCCACUUGCAUUCUUCUAAAGCCUUCACAUUCCAUUUGUAACCGGGCUUCCCUUUGACUUAGGCUGUGGUAAAGAUUUAGACGUAGUGAUUCUUCUUGAUACCACGUUAAACAAUUCAACACAAUAUGAGGAAUUUAGACAGUUUUUAUUAGAUCUAGUUGACGAUUUUCAAAUUGAUUCCGGAAUUACGCGAGUGGGCUUUGUAACAUUUAGCUCCAGGUCAGUGCUCCAUUUCAGACUUGAUAAAUACAAUACAAAAGCGGAUGUAAAAUCAGCCAUUAAAUCUGUAUUAUUCACGCCAGGAGAAAGGAAUUUUGCGGAUGCAUUCGAUUUGCUUCGAAGACGGGUAUUCUUUGAGCCAUACGGAGAUAGACCGGAUGCACCGAAUGUAGUUCUUUUGAUAACAACUGGAACUUCUGAUAGAAAUGCAUACCAAGCACUACAACAAGCUAAAACCUUGAAAGAUCAAACUAGUAUUCUUGUAAUUUCGAAAGGGGUGAGCAAUAUGAAAGAAAUUAACUCCAUUGCUAGUGAGCCAUAUUUGGAGAACACUUACGAACUAUCUGCGACGGAAAAUAUUAGUUUAAUUAAAGACCUUGUGUAUGUUGGAAUUUGUUCAAUAACUACUAAUUAUUAUGACCUCGAGGAAAUGGAAGGGUCUGCAGUAUCCGCUACAGGAAGUAAUAAUACAGAUUUAACUCUACUUCUUCAUUACUCUGAUACAACACCACAAAGUGAUUUCGAUUUAAUGGUACAAUUCAUGCAAAACCUGUUAUCUAAAGCCGAUGUUGAAAAUGACGAUGUACGAGUAGCUUUGCUAGUUUACGGCAUGGGAACAACCACCAUAUUUGAUUUCAAUGCUUACAAACAAAAUAAGAAAAAGCUUAUGAAUGCACUGAAUAUAGACUAUAAAAGCUGGAGAUCCAAAGAGGCCAAUUUAGCAGGUGCUUUAGAUGUUGUUCGCUCUUCAAUGUUUGUGGAAGCUUCAGGUGAUCGCUUGGAUGUUCCAAACACGCUUUUGGUAAUUACGAACGAUAACUCUGACAGCAAAUAUGUCCCAGCAUUCCCCCAAAGUGUAGCGGAUAUGAAGAAUACCGGAGUGACCAUGAUAGGAGUGGGCAUGAACCUGUUCAAUAAGGAUGAAGUGAAUGCGCUUUCUGAUUCCCCUACAUUUAGCUUCAUUUUGAACGACGCUUCUCAGUUGUCUGUCGUUUCUCGGGAUAUCCAAAAUAGGCUACCCUCACUUAAGACACUUACGACAAUUUCCGUGCCCUCGGCGAGUAAUAUCUAUGAAGAGUCAACCCAAGACAAUAUUGAAAUAUCAACUGGUAUUGAUAGUAAUGUAAAAGCAGACAUAGUGGUUGUGUUUCAUGCUGGUCACAAAACGAAGGCAAAGGAAUUCAAAAACAAUUUGCUUAACUUUUUAUCAAGCCUAUUUGCGAAGGCUCGAAUUGAUACCGGAGAUGUUAAGGUUGCACUAGUUAACUACGGUUUGUCGGGGAAGAUUCUAUUUAACUUUAACAAAUAUACCAAAAAGUCGGAUUUACGUAAAGCCAUUCGAAAAAGUAGCCCCAAGGUUAGAAACAGUAACGCUAACUUAGGUGACGCAUUACAGUUAGUACGAACAAAGUUGUUUACUAAACAAGAGGGGUCAAGGUUACAAGAAGGCGUCCCAUCUGCCGUUAUAUUGGUAACUGAUAUGGCGUCAUCAAAAUCCUCAUAUUCUGUUCAAGACGAAGCGAAUCGACUGAAACAAGAUGUGAAAACCACGAUUUUCACAGUGGGGGUUGAAAAGGCCGAUUUAAAGGAAUUGCAGACAAUUUCAAGUGCUCCAACGGGAAAUCAUUACCAGUCGGUUUCUAAAUAUAAGGACCUUGUUUCGAAUAAAGAUAUCUUGACAAACGUACUAGAUGGAAUUAGGGCACUUCAAAGUCGUAAGUCCAAGAAGAAGCCAAAGGCCACGAUUGGACCGGGACUAAACACAGCACCUUGGUCAGCAUCCGCCAUAAAUCUGGCAAUCCUGUUCCAGUCUUACGGAACCACCAGUCCUAAAAACUUUCACAAACAACUUUUGCCUUUUAUGGCAAAUGUCACACAAUACCCCGACCUUCUAAAGCACAGAACCGAUGUUGCCGUCUUCAAUUACGGCAAAAGCGUCAAUGUUAUUAAGCAAUUUAAAGGAAGCGUUAGUUUGAAUGAAGCAAGAAAUGUCAUCCUAGGAUUGUCAAAGAAACUGCGGAGUAAGUCUGCAGCGCUCUGCAAAGCUGUGGAAGAAGCUCUGAAUGCUUUUCAGAAACUGGAAAAUGUGAAAAUAGCAAGUAACCAGAUUCUGAUAAUAACAGACACCGUUACUUCAGGUGAUUGUUCGUCCGUGUUAGAUGUGUUACGUAACAGCAGUAUAGAAGUGCAGGCGAUUCACAUUGGCAGCUCCCAGGACAAAGUGUUACAGUCCAUAACAGAACAAAAAGGAGGCGGACUCCCCCUCAAAGUAGGGUCUUAUCAGGAUUUGUUGACCCAAUCCCAUGUCUUGGAGGUUGUCGCACAGAACAUACUUUAUAAUGCUGAUUCAAAUGAACGUCGUUUAAAUACACGGAAUAAAAUUGGGAAAGCAACGGAUGGCUUGUCAGCAAAGAUAGCAAUUCUGGUGCAUGCUUCAACUAGGGUUAGUAAAAGAAAUUUUAAAAAACAAUUUUUAAAGUAUGUUAUCAAACUUGUGAAAAGAUCAAAGAUUGGUCCCAAAGGUGUACGAGUGGCAUUGAUAGUCUACGGGGACAAACCAGUUGUUGUGUUUGACUUUAAUGACCACCUGCAAAAAAAGAGUCUUAUAAAAGCUAUAAAGAAAACUCCAAAGAAGCUGAGAUUUGACUCUGCCAACUUAGGAAGUGCUGUUGUAAAGACGAGGGAACUUUUCGCCCAGGAUAAGACGAAUGGUGAUGAAAAUAUCUUGAUAAUACUUACGGAUAUGAAUUCGACGGGUAAUGAUUCACUCCUCCAGUCAGAGAUAGACCAGGCAAAACUAGAAAAAAUCCAGAUCAAUGUCAUCACCGUUGCUUUGCCUAAUGUCACUGGCUUUGAAAGGCUUGUAAGUGAACCGAUUCAAAAACAUUUGUACAAAGUGAAUUCUUAUAAGGACUUGCAGAUCUAUAAAAAGAGUGGAAAGCCUGUCGUGCGAAACAUCCAUUAUCUACGCAAAAAGAAAACCUCAAAGAAACGGCCAAUUACUACCACGACCUCGAAAACGCCAUGGCCAACAGCGUUAAAAAUUAUAUCGACAACGAGCCCACUCUACGAGACGACAAUUAUCUCGGCUACAGGACCAACGUACCAGACGGAAUUUAUAUCCACUACAAGUCCACCGGACCAGUCGAAAUUUAUCUUGAAUACAGGUCCACCGGAUCAGACAAAAAUCAUAUCGUCUGCGGGCGCAACGGAACAUACGUCCACUUUACCCGAUUUGUUUAUUACAGAAACUGUUUUCACUACUCAAAGAAAGGACCUUUCUUCUAAGAGUUCUAAAAAGAAAGAGAUAACAACACCCUUACCAAAAGUAUUGGACAUUACAACUGAGAUCCCUGAUGAAAGUAUACAGACCACCCUUUCAGAUAUAGUUCAAGUAAGUGAUAAACAUAUUGAAAGCACAAGCAUCGUCGAUUCUAGAACAGACAUUCGGAUGACAACAGAGGAAGACGGCAACAUCAUACCAACCACAAUCGGCAAAGAGGGAUCAAAAACAAGUAAAGCAUGGAGAACUACAACAACACAAGUGUCUGAAACAGAUAUAACACACAUUGACGACAACAAAGUAAGUAUUGAAUACGCUACUCGAAGACGCCCUGGUGCUGGAACAUCAACACCGGAUGAUUCGGGUAUUGGUGAAACAAAAUUACCAGAUAUCAAAGUAACGAUUCCAUCUACUGUUACAAGGGAAGUAGUGACCACUGAAAUUCCGAGAGAAUCAUCCACGAAAUGGAACGUAAUUCAUGGAAGUGAUGAUACUGGGGGGGAAAGUAUUCAAAAUAUCACGAAUGAAAUAACUGACAAUAGGAUUGUUGAUGAAAUAGAGAAACGUUCUACAAAAACAGUGAUCUUUCCACAUACUACAAACCCGGCGUCCAAUGAAUAUGACUCCGAGAGGAAAUAUACUAGUGUAAAAAUAGCUAUUGACACAACUGAAAGUUCUAAUCUAAAUACACUCUCUAUCAAUAAAGAUAAAGUCUCUAAAUCAACAGCAAGCAGUUCAAAUGAUACUACUACACAUAAAAGUUUUGAUCCUUUGUUAGAGAGAGAAGUUUCUUCAAAAGAAGAAAGAAACGAAGGAAAGUACACAAACACAGGUGAUAGUGCUCUAGAACGUGCUGCUUGUUUAAACUUUGACGCUGAAUUUUCUCUUCCUCCUGGCGCUGACCAGCAAAAUGUAAAAGUUACAUUUCACAACCUUACCGAAAAAUUGGUCACCUCAUUACAACAAGCUGUUGCCAACGGAAAUAUAUGCGAACUGAUAAGUACAAUUAAUAGUACUUUAGAUGCAUCGCGUUUCACGUUCGAUUUCCGAUUCAAGCGCAUAUUCAAUCAUACAGAUCGUAACGCAAAAGCACUGUUCUUGCAAUUUGUGUAUACUCUAUGUAAUAUUCAAACAUAUGGGCUCAACUAUUCCGCUAAUAUGGACGCGAAUUUUAUGAAAGAAAUCAACAGGGCAGACGAUCUUGAGGCUUUGGAUAGCGGACUGAAUUCUCGUAAAUUGACAGGAACAGCCAUGGAUGGCGAUACCAUAAGGUUACUUCAAAAGCGUCUUCAACAAUCGAAAAAUCGUCCUAUACUUUUCAAUAAUCAAUCCUUGCAGAACAUGAGCAAAUCAUCGCUACUUUUCUUACCAUUUCGUUGCAAAGAUCUCUCCGAACUCAAAGCCCAGAAGAAGAAUCUUUUGCGAAAUGGAGACGAGGCUCAGGUUAUAUUCGCCUUCCACGUGUCUUCGACAGUAAAUCAGAAAGACAAAAAUAUGUUAAAACAGUUCUUCAAUGACAUCCUAUAUAGAGGAGAUGUUGAUGGUGGGAAACUGAAGGUUGCUGUCAUCGGAUACAAGGAUGUGGCCACAACAUACUCGGACUUCUCCAGUUUCAAGUCGAAAAGAGAUUUACUCACCUUGAUUGAUUAUGCAGUGGACAAACAAUGGCAAUCAACAGGAAUGACGAGCAUUAAUGCUGCUACUGUUUUUGAUGAAGUUUCCAAAAUUUUACCAAGAGACGAUACUCCGAAAGCAUUGAUUUUCCUUACAGACCAACAAUCCACGGUCAACGUGGAGAGCCUACAAGAUAACCCAAGAAAGCGAGAGUUGGAGGAUGUGAAUUUAGUUGAGAUUUUCAGUGUUGCUGUUGGUACUAAUUCUAAAGAUGAGCCAGCGGCCCUGGCAUCGAGCCCAGAUAACGUCCUAAGUAUUUCUGAAUACUCGAACUUACCAAGAAUCAGUGAAGAACUCGUUCGAAGACUUGGAAUAUUUCGAAGUUUAACGGUUGUCACUCCUGAUCUGAAAGAUCAAAUGGUUUUCACAACACCGCCACAACAAAAGUAUGUUAUCACUACACCUCCACCUCCACCUCCUAUCAACUUCACAUUUUCAAAGCAAUCUUCACUGGCUGGGCCUUCAAAACAAACAGUCUGUAGUGAAAAAGUUGAUCUUGUGUUUGUCCUCGACUCCUCAACAAGUGUUGGUCAGAGCAACUUCGACAAAAUGAAAGAGUUCGUCAAAACAUUUUUACAUUCAGCUGAAAUAGACUCAGGCGAUGUUCAAGUUGGAAUAUUAUCUUAUAGCACCAAGGUCACCAUUGAAUUUCAUUUAAAAAAAUAUAAAUCUAAACAGAAUCUCUUUACUGCGAUUGACGAUAUCCCAUGGCGCUAUGGGAGCACCAACACUGCCGACGCUUUACAAACAAUGCAUGAAACCAUGUUUUCAACCCUGCAUGGAGAUAGACAAGAUAUAAGAAACAUAGCUAUUGUCAUCACUGAUGGCGUUUCUAAUAUCAAUGGAAGAAGAACUCUAACUGAAGCCAAAAAUGGCAAAGAGAAAAACAUUCAUAUAUACGCCAUUGGAAUAGGGCUUACUGAAAUGCAGGAGGUCAAUGGCAUCGCAUCAUUUCCACCAAGAGCCAACGCUUUCUCUGUGAAAAAUUUUGACGAACUUGAAGGACUGGACGAAAAAAUAUUCCAGUCUAUUUGCGAAAGUGCAGUAAUACCUCCAUCUACAACAACAGCACCAACUACGACUCUUCCAGUGUGCUUUGACCGGGCGGACGUAGUGUUUGUUCUGGAUUCUUCCAUUGGUAUCAAACCCGAAGAUUUUGUGAAAGUGCUUAACUUCUGCAAAAAAUUCCUCAAUCAACUGAAUAUUGACAAUGGUGAAGUACGAAUUGGAAUAGUAACUUUCAGUUCAAAGUACACAAUAGAGUUUAACCUAAACGAUUUUGCUACGAAAAGAGAAUUGGAGCAAGCUAUUGAUAGAAUACCUUGGCGUUAUGGAUCAACAAAUACAGCACAGGGAAUCCGCGCCAUGCAUUUAGAUAUGUUCACACCUUCAAAAGGGGAUAGACCAAAUGCCCCAAAUAUAGCCAUUAUCACAACAUACGGUCCAUCCAUCAACCCUCAAAGUACAACUCAAGAGGCUAUGCUGGCCAAAGCUAAAGGUGUACAUAUUUUUGCGGUUGGUUUAGGUUUAGGGGAUCUUUCGGAAAUCAGUUCGAUGGCAUCUGAACCUACUGGAAGAAACACAUUUUUUAUCCCGUCGUUUGUUCAGUUAGGUGGAUUGGAAGAUGAAAUUAUCGCGUCCUCUGCUUGUCCAGUACCUGAGUUUGAAAUCGGCUAUGAUGUUGUUUUUCUGGUGGACUCUUUCGGUACUCCCAGGAGCGUUUUUGAGAACAUGAAAAAUUAUCUUUCUCAGCAGAUUGAUAUGUUCGAUAUAAAUAAUGGACAAUACAGAGUUGGCCUCGCACAAUACACACAAGACACUGACAUCACUGCCACAUGGCAGCUUAAUAGACAUGACACAAAAAGCGACAUUCUUUCUGCAGUGUUAAGACUUCCGUAUAUCCGAGGGUCGGGGAAACGAGAAAUUGGAAAAGGAAUAGACUACGUUAAAAACCAAAUGUUCACCACUGAAAACGGCGACAGGGUAGAUGGUAGAAAUCUCAUAGUGUUGCUCACCGGUGCCGAUAAAAGUGAGGACGUAUAUGAAUCGUACCGCGCAGCUGAGCGCGCAGAAGAUGCUGAAAUAAAUCUGUAUACGGUAGGAUUCUCUAUUAAUGACACACAGGAACUGGAACAAAUCAGCACUUGGCCAUUGAAAGACUAUCAUUAUACAGUUGAUUCUGGGGUCGAUGUCGUGAUUGUUCCAGCAACAUUAUUCAAUUCAAUUGACGGGCGUACUGAACCUCGCAGGCAAAGACCCCUGCCACCCAUCACAACAACAGCAGCAGUUCCAUCAUCUGGAAGCACAUGCUUCGCUAAGGUGGACCUCGUUUUCAUUUUGGACUCCUCCACCAGCGUUGGACAAGACAACUACGACAAGAUGAAACAAUUUGUAAAGAAGUUCUUACACUCGGCGAAUAUUGAUGGUGGUGAAGUAAGAGUAGGAGUGGUAUCCUAUAGUUCCCGGGUAACAGUCGAAUUCAAUCUCAACGAUUACAACACUAAAACAGCUGUAUUCGACGCAGUGGAUAAAAUCACAUGGCGAUACGGAAGUACAAAUACAGCAGAUGGUCUGAAGUCAAUGCACGAAACCAUGUUUACCGCAGCCAACGGCGACAGACCAGAUGUCCCAAACAUUUGUGUAAUAAUGACUGACGGUGUUUCCAACAUAAAUUACCGUCGAACAAUUCCUGAAGCAGAGGCUGCACGUCAGAAGGGUAUUCACAUCUACGCCAUAGGCAUUGCUUUGAAAGACGUAGAAGAAUUAAAUGGAAUAGCAAGUCAGCCGGCCAGCUUAAACGCUUUUGCAGUGAAUACAUUCGACGAAUUGGAAGGCUUAGAUGAAAAGAUAUUUGAGUCUGUUUGCCCAGUUAUCUCAACCUUACCAACUACAACAAAAGCUCGUGACUCUGGAUAUGAUGUUGUUUUUAUGUUUGAUUCCUCAGUUUCACGUCAGUCAUUAUUUGAGGAAAUGAAAAAUUUUGCCAUUCAAUUGACACGCAAAGUUGGCAUCGAUAAUGGGGAAUAUCGUAUCGGCUUUAUGCGAUAUAGUACAGAUGCUGAAACUCUUACACAACUGAAUAAGUUUGAUCAAACAGAUGAUUUAAUUGUGGACAUGUUAAGAAUGAACUACAGACCAGGAGAGAGUAAUUUACAAAAUGCUCUCGAUACUGUCAUCCUCAACAUGUUUAGAGAAGACUAUGGAGACAGGGACUUUGCAAGAAACUUGAUUGUUUUACUAUCUGGUGUGGAUCAAAGUUCAAACCCUUAUGACGCAUUCAGAGCAGCAGAACGAGCGGAGAGCUUGGGAAUAAAUCUAUACACUGUAGGAUUUUAUUUGAAUAACACUUUUGAAAUAGAUGAAGUAUCUACACAUCCGCUAUACACUUUCCAAUACCUGAUCAACAAUAGAGGAGAUGCACAAAGAGCAAUGAACGAUUUAACCAAGUCUAUUGAUGAAAAUAUUCAACCACGAAGGGAGAGACCGUAUCCGACUACUACAACCACAACAACUACUACUACCACUACAAUUCCACCACGCAAUUCUGGAUAUGACGUUGUUAUCAUGAUGGACUCUUCUAUUCCUCGGAAAACAUUCGGUGCCAUGAAGAAAUAUGCUAGAACAUUAAUCAAUAAAUUCAACAUCGACGACAAACAGUACGCAGUAGGUCUCAUGCGAUAUGGAGAAUCUAACGAUAAACAAUGGGAUCUCAAUGAUUAUACUUCAAAGAGGGAUGUUCUAUCUGCUGUCGAUCGAGUUGCCUAUAGACAGGGAAAAUCUUCUGAUGCAGCAAGUGCUAUCCGUAUGGUAAGACGUCGAAUGUUCAAUGAUAGAAACGGGGACCGUGACUUUGCUAGAAAUCUCAUUGUCCUUAUGACUGCCAAUGAAAGAAGUGAUGAUAUAUACGCCACCUGGAAUGAGGCAGAAGAGGCAGAGAAAGAGAAUAUCAACUUGUAUACAGUCGGCUUCGAUUUGAACGACACCACAGAAAUCGACGAGACUUCAACUCACCCUCUUUAUAUCUAUCGUCACAUCAUCAACACGGAGGAUGGAGACUAUGCGAUCGAUUCAUCCACUGCAGAUAUUCUCAGGAUGAUUGACGAAGACGUGGAACCACCAAGACCAAGACCUAAACCUACCACCACCACCACAACUACAACCACAACCACCCUGCCUACAACAGUAAUAAACCAAUGCUUUGCACAAGUAGACUUGAUCUUCGUGCUGGAUUCUUCUACCAGUGUUGGAAAUGAUAAUUACGACAAAAUGAAAGACUUUGUCAAGAAGUUUUUACAUUCUGCAAAUAUUGACGGCGGAGAAGUACGUGUGGGUCUUGUGUCCUACAGUACUAAAGUCACGGUGGAAUUCCAGUUAAACUCCUACACAACCAAAGCUGACGUAUUCGCUGCUGUAGAUAGCAUACCUUGGAGAUACGGAAGUACCAACACCGCUGAUGGUUUGCAAACUAUGCAUAAAGACAUGUUCACUGAAGGCAAUGGCGACAGACCAGGUGUUCCAAACAUCUGUAUCAUUAUGACGGACGGUGUUUCCAAUAUUAACUACAGAAGAACUGUACCCGAGGCAAAAGAGGCAAGAGAAAAGGGCAUUCAUAUAUAUGCAAUAGGUAUAGCUCUGAAGGACUUGAAAGAAGUCAAUGGAAUAGCCAGUGAACCUGCAAGUUUGAACGUCUUUGCUGUGAAUACCUUUGAUGAAUUAGAAGGUCUUGAUGAAAAAAUCUUUGAAUCCUCGUGCCCAGUAACAACUACACCUAUACCUACCACAACUACAACAAAGCCACGUGACACCGGUUAUGAUGUUGUAUUUCUGCUUGAUUCUUCUGUGAAUGACAGAAGAGUAUUCAAUCAAAUGAAGGACUUCGCCCAAAACCUUGCGGGUGAUCUCAGCAUUGAUGAUAAAGAAUACCGCAUUGGUCUCGUGCGGUACAGUACGGCUUCCGAUACAUUUGCCCACCUUCAAGAUCUCGAUACCAAACGAGAAGUUAUUGAUAGGAUUCAGCAGAUACCAUAUCAACCCGGUGAAAGUAACCUGCAGGACGCUAUUGAUAUUGUUUCAUUAGAUAAUUUCCAGGAGUACAAUGGCGACAGAGACUUUGCAAGAAACUUGAUUGUUUUACUAACUGGUGUGGAUCAAAGUUCGAACCCUUAUGACGCAUUCCGUGCAGCAGAACGUGCGGAGGAUGAUGGGAUAAACAUCUAUACCGUUGGGUUUUACAUAAAUGAUACUUUCGAGGUUGAUGAGGUUCCAACGCAUCCUCUUAGCACGUACCGAUAUCUGGUUAAAAGGAGAGGAGAUAUUAAAAGUAUUCCUCGGAAAUUAGCUAAUUCAAUUGAUGACGUGCUCCGUCCGAGGAGAGAUAGACCUGUACCAACAACAACUACUACUACAACAACUACUACCACUACAACUCCACCACGUGAUUCUGGAUAUGACGUUGUUAUCAUGAUGGACUCCUCUAUUCCUCGGAAAACAUUCGGUGCCAUGAAGAAAUAUGCGAGAACAUUAAUUAAUAAAUUUAGUAUCGACGACAAACAGUACACAGUAGGUCUCAUGCGAUAUGGAGAAUCUAACGAUAAACAAUGGGAUCUCAAUGAUUAUACUUCAAAGAGGGAUGUUCUAUCUGCUGUCGAUCGAGUUGCCUAUAGACAGGGAACAUCUUCUGAUGCAGCAAGUGCUAUCCGUAUGGUAAGACGUAGAAUGUUCAAUGAUAGAAACGGGGACCGUGACUUUGCUAGAAAUCUCAUUGUCCUUAUGACUGCCAAUGAAAGAAGUGAUGAUAUAUACGCCACCUGGAAUGAGGCAGAAGAGGCAGAGAAAGAGAAUAUCAACUUGUAUACAGUCGGCUUCGAUUUGAACGACACCACAGAAAUCGACGAGACUUCAACUCACCCUCUUUAUAUCUAUCGUCACCUCAUUAACACGGAGGGUGGGGAUGAUGUAAUCGAUUCAUCAACUGGAGAUAUUCUCGGGAUGAUUGACGAAAACGUGGAGCCACCAAGAUCAAGACCUAAACCUACCACAACCACCACCACAACUACAACCACAACCACCAUGCCUACAACAGUAAUAAACCAAUGCUUUGCACAAGUAGACUUAAUCUUCGUGCUGGAUUCUUCUACCAGUGUUGGAAAUGAUAAUUACGACAAAAUGAAAGACUUUGUCAAAAAGUUUCUACAUUCUGCAAAUAUUGACGGCGGAGAAGUACGUGUGGGUCUUGUGUCCUACAGUACUAAAGUCACGGUGGAAUUCCAGUUAAACUCCUACACAACCAAAGCUGACGUAUUUGCUGCUGUAGAUAGCAUACCUUGGAGAUAUGGAAGUACCAACACCGCUGAUGGUUUACAAACAAUGCAUAAAGACAUGUUCACUGAAGGCAAUGGCGACAGACCAGGUGUUCCAAACAUCUGUAUCAUUAUGACGGACGGUGUUUCCAAUAUUAACUACAGAAGAACCAUCCCUGAGGCAAAAGAGGCAAGAGAAAAGGGCAUUCAUAUAUAUGCAAUAGGUAUAGCUCUGAAGGAAUUGAAAGAAGUCAAUGGAAUAGCCAGUGAGCCUGCAAGUUUGAACGUCUUUGCUGUGAAUACCUUUGAUGAAUUAGAAGGUCUUGAUGAAAAAAUCUUUGAAUCCUCGUGCCCAGUAACAACUACACCUAUACCUACCACAACUACAACAAAACCACGUGACACCGGUUAUGAUGUUGUAUUUCUGCUUGAUUCUUCUGUGAAUGACAGAAGAGUAUUUAAUCAAAUGAAGGACUUCGCCCAAAAUCUCGCGCGUAAUCUCAGCAUUGAUGAUAAAGAAUACCGCAUUGGUCUCGUGCGGUACAGUACGGCUUCCGAUACAUUUGCCCACCUUCAAGAUCUCGAUACCAAACGAGAAGUUAUUGAUAGGAUUCAGCAGAUACCAUAUCAACCCGGUGAAAGUAACCUGCAGGACGCUAUUGAUAUUGUUUCAUUAGACAAUUUCCAGGAGUACAAUGGCGACAGAGACUUUGCAAGAAACUUGAUUGUUUUACUAACUGGUGUGGAUCAAAGUUCGAACCCUUAUGACGCAUUCCGUGCAGCAGAACGCGCAGAGGAUGAUGGGAUAAACAUCUAUACCGUUGGGUUUUACAUAAAUGAUACUUUCGAAGUUGAUGAGUUUCCAACGCAUCCUCUUAGCACGUACCGAUAUCUGGUUAACAGGAGAGGAGAUAUUAAAAGUAUUCCUCGGAAAUUAGCUAAUUCAAUUGAUGAUGUGCUCCGUCCGAGGAGAGACAGACCUAUACCAACAACAACUACUACUACAACUACUACUACCACUACAAUUCCACCACGUGAUUCUGGAUAUGACGUUGUUAUUAUGAUGGACUCCUCUAUUCCUCGGAAAACAUUCGAUGCCAUGAAGAAAUAUGCGAGAACAUUAAUUAAUAAAUUUAGUAUCGACGACAAACAGUACACAGUAGGUCUCAUGCGAUAUGGAGAAUCUAACGAUAAACAAUGGGAUCUCAAUGAUUAUACUUCAAAGAGGGAUGUUCUAUCUGCUGUCGAUCGAGUUGCCUAUAGACAGGGAAGAUCUUCUGAUGCAGCAAGUGCUAUCCGUAUGGUAAGACGUCGAAUGUUCAAUGAUAGAAACGGGGACCGUGACUUUGCUAGAAAUCUCAUUGUCCUUAUGACUGCCAAUGAAAGAAGUGAUGAUAUAUAUGCCACCUGGAAUGAGGCAGAAGAGGCAGAGAAAGAGAAUAUCAACUUGUAUACAGUUGGCUUCGAUUUGAACGACACCACAGAAAUCGACGAGACUUCAACUCACCCUCUGUAUAUAUAUCGUCACCUCAUUAACACGGAGGGUGGAGAUGACGUAAUAGAUUCAUCCACUGGAGAUAUUCUUGGCUUGAUUGACGAAGAUGUGGAGCCACCAAGACCACGACCUAAACCUACCACCACCACCACAACAACUACUACAACCACAACCCCUAUGCCUACAACAGUAAUAAACCAAUGCUUUGCACAAGUAGACUUGAUCUUCGUGCUGGAUUCUUCUACCAGUGUUGGAAAUGGAAAUUACGACAAAAUGAAAGACUUUGUUAAGAAGUUUCUACAUUCUGCAAAUAUUGACGGCGGAGAAGUACGUGUGGGUCUUGUGUCCUACAGUACUAAAGUCACGGUGGAAUUCCAGUUAAACUCCUACACAACCAAAGCUGACGUAUUCGCUGCUGUAGAUAGCAUACCUUGGAGAUACGGAAGUACCAACACCGCUGAUGGUUUACAAACAAUGCAUAAAGACAUGUUCACUGAAGGCAAUGGCGACAGACCAGGUGUUCCAAACAUCUGUAUCAUUAUGACGGACGGCGUUUCCAAUAUUAACUACAGAAGAACUGUACCCGAGGCAAAAGAGGCAAGAGAAAAGGGCAUUCAUAUAUAUGCAAUAGGUAUCGCUCUGAAGGACUUGAAAGAAGUCAAUGGAAUAGCCAGUGAGCCUGCAAGUUUGAACGUCUUUGCUGUGAAUACCUUUGAUGAAUUAGAAGGUCUUGAUGAAAAAAUCUUUGAAUCCUCAUGCCCAGUAACAACUACACCUAUACCUACCACAACUACAACAAAACCACGUGACACCGGUUAUGAUGUUGUAUUUCUGCUUGACUCCUCUGUGAAUGACAGAAGAGUAUUCAAUCAAAUGAAGGACUUCGCCCAAAAUCUCGCGCGUAAUCUCAGCAUUGAUGAUAAAGAAUACCGCAUUGGUCUCGUGCGGUACAGUACGGCUUCCGAUACAUUUGCCCACCUCCAAGAUCUCGAUACCAAACGAGAAGUUAUUGAGAGGAUUCAGCAGAUACCAUAUCAACCCGGUGAAAGUAACCUGCAGGACGCUAUUGAUAUUGUUUCAUUAGAUAAUUUCCAGGAGUACAAUGGCGACAGAGACUUUGCAAGAAACUUGAUUGUUUUACUAACUGGUGUGGAUCAAAGUUCGAACCCUUAUGACGCAUUCCGUGCAGCAGAACGUGCGGAGGAUGAUGGGAUAAACAUCUAUACCGUUGGAUUUUACAUAAAUGAUACUUUCGAGGUUGAUGAGGUUCCAACGCAUCCUCUUAGCACGUACCGAUAUCUGGUUAAAAGGAGAGGAGAUAUUAAAAGUAUUCCUCGGAAAUUAGCUAAUUCAAUUGAUGACGUGCUCCGUCCGAGGAGAGAUAGACCUGUACCAACAACAACUACUACUACAACAACUACUACCACUACAAUUCCACCACGUGAUUCUGGAUAUGACGUUGUUAUCAUGAUGGACUCCUCUAUUCCUCGGAAAACAUUCGAUGCCAUGAAGAAAUAUGCGAGAACAUUAAUUAAUAAAUUUAGUAUCGACGACAAGCAGUACACAGUAGGUCUCAUGCGAUAUGGAGAAUCUAACGAUAAACAAUGGGAUCUCAAUGAUUAUACUUCAAAGAGGGAUGUUCUAUCUGCUGUCGAUCGAGUUGCCUAUAGACAGGGAACAUCUUCUGAUGCAGCAAGUGCUAUCCGUAUGGUAAGACGUCGAAUGUUCAAUGAUAGAAACGGGGACCGUGAUUUUGCUAGAAAUCUCAUUGUCCUCAUGACUGCCAAUGAAAGAAGUGAUGAUAUAUACGCCACCUGGAAUGAGGCAGAAGAGGCAGAGAAAGAGAAUAUCAACUUGUAUACAGUUGGCUUUGAUUUGAACGACACCACAGAAAUCGACGAGACUUCAACUCACCCUCUUUAUAUCUAUCGUCACCUCAUUAACACGGAUGGCGGGGAUGACGUAAUAGAUUCAUCCACUGGAGAUAUUCUUGGCUUGAUUGACGAAGAUGUGGAGCCACCAAGACCACGACCUAAACCUACCACCACCACAACAACAACUACUACAACCACACCCCCUAUGCCUACAACAGUAAUAAACCAGUGCUUUGCACAAGUAGACUUGAUCUUCGUGCUGGAUUCUUCUACCAGUGUUGGAAAUGAUAAUUACGACAAAAUGAAAGACUUUGUCAAGAAGUUUCUGCAUUCUGCAAAUAUUGACGGCGGAGAAGUGCGUGUGGGUCUUGUAUCCUACAGUACUAAAGUCACCGUGGAAUUCCAGUUAAACUCCUACACAACCAAAUCUGACGUAUUCGCCGCUGUAGAUAGCAUACCUUGGAGAUACGGAAGUACCAACACCGCUGAUGGUUUACAAACAAUGCAUAAAGACAUGUUCACUGAAGGCAAUGGCGACAGACCAGGUGUUCCAAACAUCUGUAUCAUUAUGACGGACGGUGUUUCCAAUAUUAACUACAGAAGAACUGUACCCGAGGCAAAAGAAGCAAGAGAAAAAGGCAUUCAUAUAUAUGCAAUAGGUAUCGCUCUGAAGGACUUGAAAGAAGUCAAUGGAAUAGCCAGUGAGCCUGCAAGUUUGAACGUCUUUGCUGUGAAUACAUUCGAUGAAUUAGAAGGUCUUGAUGAAAAAAUCUUUGAAUCCUCGUGCCCAGUAACAACUACACCUAUACCUACCACAACUACAACAAAGCCACGUGACACCGGUUAUGAUGUUGUAUUUCUGCUUGAUUCCUCUGUGAAUGACAGAAGAGUAUUCAAUCAAAUGAAGGACUUCGCCCAAAAUCUCGCGCGUAAUCUCAGCAUUGAUGAUAAAGAAUACCGCAUUGGUCUCGUGCGGUACAGUACGGCUUCCGAUACAUUUGCCCACCUCCAAGAUCUCGAUACCAAACGAGAAGUUAUUGAUAGGAUUCAGGAAAUAUCUUAUCAACCCGGUGAAAGUAACCUGCAGGAUGCUCUUGAUAUUGUUUCAUUAGACAAUUUCCAGGAGUACAAUGGCGACAGAGACUUUGCAAGAAACUUGAUUGUUUUACUAACUGGUGUGGAUCAAAGUUCGAACCCUUAUGACGCAUUCCGUGCAGCAGAACGUGCGGAGGAUGAUGGGAUAAACAUCUAUACCGUUGGAUUUUACAUAAAUGAUACUUUCGAGGUUGAUGAGGUUCCAACGCAUCCUCUUAGCACGUACCGAUAUCUGGUUAACAGGAGAGGAGAUAUUAAAAGUAUUCCUCGGAAAUUAGCUAAUUCAAUUGAUGACGUGCUCCGUCCGAGGAGAGACAGACCUAUACCAACAACAACUACUACUACAACUACUACUACCACUACAAUUCCACCACGUGAUUCUGGAUAUGACGUUGUUAUCAUGAUGGACUCCUCUAUUCCUCGGAAAACAUUCGAUGUCAUGAAGAAAUAUGCUAGAACAUUAAUUAAUAAAUUUAGUAUCGACGACAAACAGUACACAGUAGGUCUCAUGCGAUAUGGAGAAUCUAACGAUAAACAAUGGGAUCUCAAUGAUUAUACUUCAAAGAGGAAUGUUCUAUCUGCUGUCGAUCGAGUUGCCCAUAGACAGGGGAAAUCUUCUGAUGCAGCAAGUGCUAUCCGUAUGGUAAGGCGCAGAAUGUUCAAUGAUAGAAACGGCGACCGUGAUUUUGCUAGAAAUCUCAUUGUCCUCAUGACUGCCAAUGAAAGAAGUGAUGAUAUAUACGCCACCUGGAAUGAGGCAGAAGAGGCAGAGAAAGAGAAUAUCAACUUGUAUACAGUUGGCUUUGAUUUGAACGACACCACAGAAAUCGACGAGACUUCAACUCACCCUCUUUAUAUCUACCGUCACCUCAUUAACACGGAGGGUGGAGAUGACGUAAUAGAUUCAUCCACUGGAGAUAUUCUUGGCUUGAUUGACGAAGAUGUGGAGCCACCAAGACCACGACCUAAACCUACCACCACCACCACAACAACUACUACAACCACAACCCCUAUGCCUACAACAGUAAUAACCCAAUGCUUUGCACAAGUAGACUUGAUCUUCGUGCUGGAUUCUUCUACCAGUGUUGGAAAUGAUAAUUACGACAAAAUGAAAGACUUUGUCAAGAAGUUUCUGCAUUCUGCAAAUAUUGACGGCGGAGAAGUACGUGUGGGUCUUGUAUCAUACAGUACUAAAGUCACCGUGGAAUUCCAGUUAAACUCCUACACGACCAAAGCUGAUGUAUUCGCCGCUGUAGAUAGCAUACCUUGGAGAUACGGAAGUACCAACACCGCUGAUGGUUUACAAACAAUGCAUGAAGACAUGUUUACUGGAGGCAAUGGCGACAGACCAGGUGUUCCAAACAUCUGUAUCAUUAUGACGGACGGUGUUUCCAAUGUUAAUUACAGAAGAACUGUACCCGAGGCAAAAGAGGCAAGAGAAAAAGACAUUCAUAUAUAUGCAAUAGGUAUCGGUCUGAAGGACUUGAAAGAAGUCAAUGGAAUAGCCAGUGAGCCUGCAAGUUUGAAUGUCUUUGCUGUGAAUACCUUUGAUGAAUUAGAAGGUCUUGAUGAAAAAAUCUUUGAAGCUUCCUGUACAGGAGCAACAACUGCAUCGCCACCCUCUGAAUCGGGUUAUGACGUUGUUCUUGUUCUCGACUCCUCAGUGACACCCCGAACAUAUCAAUUAAUGAAAGAGUAUGGGAAAAACUUAGUAGAUGGUUUCAAUGUUGAAGACCAAGAGUACCGAGUGGGGCUAAUGAGAUAUAGCACAGACGCUGAUGUGCAGUUUGAUCUGGAUGAAUAUUCUACGAAAGAUGACAUCAAGUUUGCUAUUGACAAAAGUUUGUAUAACCCCGGGGAAACAGACACCGCAAAAGCUAUCAAUUCUGUUCGCGAAAAUAUGUUCCGAGAAACGCAUGGUGAUAGAGACUUUGCUAGGAAUCUUAUAGUUCUGCUUACUGGCCAGGAUCAAAGUAAAGACACAUACGAAUCCUGGGCAGCUGCCGAGAAAGCAGAGGCGGCAGGUAUAAAUUUGUUUACGGUGGGAAUCAAUCUGAACGACACAACAGAAAUAGACGAACUCUCCACUCACCCAAUCCAAAAGUACAGACAUCUCAUCAACACAUACUCAUCUCCCGCUGAACUUAACCGAACCGCUAAUAAUCUUUUGGGACUUAUUGAUGAUCAAGUGGAACCCGAACGUCCAAGACCAAAACCUACCACAAAGCCCCCUAUUGACAGAGACUGUUUUCAGAGAGUGGAUUUGGUGUUCGUAUUGGACUCAUCCACUAGUGUCGGAAAUUUGAACUUUGAUAAAAUGUUAGAAUUUGUAAAAAGCUUCCUACACUCUGCUAACAUUGAUGGGGGAGACGUCCGGGUGGGUGUUCUAACGUAUAGUACCGGAGUUAGAAUAGAGUUUAACUUAAAUGACUAUACGAGUAAAAGUGAACUUUUUAAAGCCGUCGACAAUAUUCCCUGGCGAUAUGGCAGUACAAACACAGCCGAUGCACUACUUGAAAUGCAUGAAACCAUGUUCACGAGAGGAAAUGGAGACAGAAGAGGUGUACCUAAUAUCUGCAUCAUCAUCACAGAUGGAGUUUCUAACAUUAACUUUGCGAGAACUCUACCCGAGGCUGAAAAGGCUCGCAAGAAAGGCAUCCAUAUCUACGCCGUGGGUAUCGCUUUGCAAGAUUUGAAAGAAGUUAACGGAAUAGCAAGUGAACCAGCCAGCGAGAAUGUAUUUUCUGUUAAUACAUUUGAUGAGCUUGAGGGAUUAGAUGAAACAAUAUUUGAAUCAACAUGUUCAGUUACUACGAUCAAAACAAUACCUACCACAACUCCAACGCCUUGUGGCUUUGAGCGGGUGGAUUUAGUUAUAAUUCUGGAUUCCUCCACAAGCGUCGGUCAAGACAACUUCCGAAAAAUGCUGGAAUUUUGUAAGGAUUUCCUUAAGAAUUCUGAUAUUGACUCCGGGGGUGUUCGAGUUGGAAUUCUCAGUUAUAGCACCGACGUACACGAUCACUUCUAUCUGAAUGCCUACCAAAAUUCCACAAACAUGUUUAUUGCUAUUGAAAAUAUUCCCUGGGUGUUUGGAAGCACUAAUACUGCUGAUGCAUUAAGGGAUAUGCGAACAAAAUACUUCUCAUUCGCAAACGGGGACAGACCGGAUGCACGAAACAUUGCUCUUAUUCUUACUGACGGUGUAUCCAAUAUCAAUGCAAACAGGCUGACUGAUGAGGCUGAAAGAGCCAGAGAUGAGGGUAUUCAUAUUUAUGCAGUAGGAAUUGGACUGAGUGAUGAUACUGAAUUAAAUCAAAUAGCAUCUAUCCCUGCCUCUGAAAACACCUUUUCUGUAAAGGAUUUUGAUGAAUUGAAGAACUUAGAUGAGCAGAUCUUUAGGUCUUUGUGUCCAGCGUCAACACCAAAACUAACCCGACCACCCACAACAAUAAGAACCACUAUAGCCUCAACCACAACAACAACCACAACAACUACGAUCCCAACAACAACCGAAAGAACGACCGGAUAUGACGUCAUUCUGGUGCUCGAUUCUUCUGUUGAUCGUCGUACCUUCGAUUAUAUGAAAAAAUAUGCCAACAAACUAGUAGACAAAUUGAGCGUUGACAACGAAGAAUACAGAGUUGGAGUUAUGAGGUACAGUACCAACCCCGACGUGCAGAUCAACCUCGACAGAUAUAAUGAUAAAGCUUCUAUCAUGAAUCGAAUCAGUAAUAUUUACUAUCGGAGUGGUCGCACAAACACUGACAGAGCACUAGACGCUGUACGACAGAGGAUGUUUACGAGAAGAAAUGGUGACCGGGAUUUUGCUAGAAAUCUGAUAGUCCAUAUUACAGGGAACGAUAGAAGUAAUGAUAUCUACGAUACGUGGGCAGCAGCCGAGCGCACAGAGAAGGAUCGCAUUAAUAUCUACACGGUUGGAAUUGACCUGCAAGACUUGACAGAAAUAGACGAAUUGUCUUCCCAUCCAUUGUACACAUAUAGAACGUUGAUAAACACUUCAAUGAGUCAACCACAAGUGGAUGACUCGCUUGUUAAUCUCGUCAGAACAAUUGAUGCAGACAUUGAUCCCUGGAGACCGAGACCGAAACCAACAACGACCACUUCAACUACUACUACCACAACUACACCACGGAACACCGGAAAAGACCUAAUCUUUAUGCUGGAUUCUUCUGUUUCACCUGAAAUAUUCAAGUGGAUGAAAUCUUACGUCUCCAAUAUGGUUCAGAACUUGGAUAUAGAUAAUGAAGAAUAUAGAGUGGGUCUAAUGAAAUUCGGUACCAAUCCUAGUCUAGAGGCUCAUCUCAAACGGUACAAUGAGAAAGACAAGGUUCUAAGAGCGGUAGAAAGAAUUGGAUAUACUCCAGGAAGAACAAAUACAGAUAGAGCUAUCAAUUAUGUUCGCCAAAAUAUGUUUCUGCCUUACAGGGGAGAUCGAAACUUUGCUAGAAACAUUGUUGUAUUACUAACAUCAAAUGACAAAAGCGCUAAUAUGUAUCGUACUUGGGAUGCAGCGGAGAAAGCGGAGAGGUUAGGGAUCAAUUUCUUCACCGUCGGAAUCAACUUGAAUGAUACGACAGAAAUUGACGAAUUGUCAACGCACCCCUUAUCAACUUACAGACACCUUGUUAACACAAAUAUGAACGAACGUGAGGUGAAUGAUAAUGUAAACAGAGUGUUAGGAUUGGUGAAUGAGGAUAUCGAACCACCACGGCCACGACCAAAACCGACUACCCCUCCACCAGUCACCACUCAAGCACCACCGGAGAAAGGGCAUGAUAUAGUUGUAAUUAUGGAUUCCACUGUUAAACCUGAGCAGUUCCGAUCGUUCCGAAAAUUUGUCAAAACUCUGGCUGAAAACGUGAACAUUGAUAGCGGCGAAGUCCGUAUGGGUGUAAUGAGUUACAGCACCCGACCACGAAUUCAAUGGCAAUUGAAAGAUUAUGAUAAGAAAGAUAAAAUUAUUCGAGCAGUGGAUAGAAUUGUUUAUAAUACUGGAGAAAGGAACACUGCUCAAGCGAUUAAUGAUGCCAAUAAAUAUAUGUUUACCCGGAGGAACGGAGACCGUAAUUUCGCAAGAAAUUUCAUAAUUCUUCUAACAGGAGAAAAAGAGAGCACUGAUAGAUACGAUGCGUAUGAAGCAGCAUAUCAGGCGGAAAGAGACGGCAUCAAUCUAUUUACAAUUGGGUAUUAUUUGGAUGAUACCACAGAGGUCAACGAAAUCGCCACACAUCCACUAAGAACAUAUCGGCAUCUGGUAGAUCGGGAGAGUGAUCUUUUAGAACUUCCUGGAGUGUUACAGUAUGCCCUGAAUGACAUGGGAGAGGUUCCUGAACGCGCUCGUCUGCGCCCACAAAGACCUACUACCAGACCCCCGCCUACAACUACGAGGAAACCAGGAGUGUGCAAAGGACUGGGAGACAUCGUGUUUAUACUGGAUACUUCUGGUAGUGUUGGCAGAGACGGAUUCUAUAAAGUCUUGAACUUUACUUAUCAUAUCAUUUCUGAACUCGAUAUUGACAGUGGUAACUUCCGGGUAGCUGUCAUAACCUUCAGCGACCAUCCAAGUUUGGAGUUUGAUUUAUCAGAAUAUACUACAAGAGCAGAUGUGGAAAAAGCCCUUAAAACACUGAAUUACGUUUAUGGAUCUACCCAUACUGCCUCAGCUCUUCGUUUAGCUAGAGAACGAGUUUUUACUUCAUCAGCAGGGGACCGAAUAGAUGUGCCCAACGUUGUAAUCACUAUUACCGAUGGCGAGUCCAAUAUUCAUCCCGAGAACACAAUUCCAGAAGCUCUACUAUUGAAGAGAACUGGGGCUACCUUGUUAACAGUUGCAGUUGGGUACACACAUCGUGAAGAGGAACUCAGAGGUCUCACGACGCCUCCCGUCAAACAAAACCUUGUUCGUGUAGAAAACUUUGACGCCCUUCAUAAUUUCAGUUCUACAUUAGUCAGUCCACUCUGCAAUGACGCAAAUAAGUGUGCUUCGAAACCCUGUCAAAACGGUGCUUAUUGUAUUGACGGUAUUGGGUCAUACCAAUGUGUUUGUACAAAUGGAUUCCAUGGGAAAAACUGUGAUAAAAAAUGUGGUAAUCCAGCCGAUGUGGUGUUUGUCAUGGACUCUUCAGAUGGCAUUGGAGAACACACAUUCAGACGUAUUAAAGGAUAUGUCGAUUACCUCGUUCGUGAAAUGAAUAUUGAAGAAUGCGACAUCAGAGUAGGUGCCAUGAAAUACAGCUCAGCACCCAUGGUACAAUUUGGCAUUGGCCAAUAUAGUGAUACUAAUACUAUUACAAGAAUGGUUGACCACAUUGGCUACACAAGAGGAAAAGCAAAUAUGGCGGGUGCUUUUAGAAGCCUGCGCACAAACAUGUUCAAUGGUAAUGGAGACAGGCCAAACGUGAAGAAUAUUGCUUACCUUUUAACGGAUGGGUCGGUAGAAGUCAAUGAAGACACAACAAUGCAAGAAGCAGAACUGGCUAUCGGGUCUGACAUUCAGAUUAUUCCUAUAGCUGUGCAAAUGCGAAGGCGAGAUGAAGUGGAAAGUAUUGCGCUAUCACAAGGCCUGAAAACGAUGGAAAUUGAUGAUGAUACCAUGUUGUACGCCAUGCGUGAUGAGGUUUUGGAUCCAAUAUACGAUAGCAAUGACUACUGUGCUGACAGUCCAUGCAGAAACGGAGGACAGUGCAAAAACAACAACGGUGGUUAUCUCUGCGAAUGUAAAGCUGGCUUCUCUGGGGACCUCUGUCAAAAGAGAUGCCCAUCUAAAGGAGACAUUGUGUUUGCCGUUGAUGCAUCGAGAUAUGUUAGUCGAAAGGAGCUGAAAGAUAUGAAAAAGUUCAUGAAACAACUUGUACGAAGGAUGACAUUCCGUAGGACGGGUUUCCGUGUCGGUAUUGUGCAGUUUGCCGGCGGCGCAAUGGUACGCCUUAAUCUUCAAAGGGGUUCGAGUAAGAAAGCAGUGAAGUCGGCGGUGUCAGGAAUACGACGCUUGGGUUCAGACCCGAACCCAAUGGAAGCUCUUAGAAAAGCACGCAUUAGGAUCUUCGGACGACCCGCUGACCGUUCUACAGUACCGAAUACCGUUAUCUUCAUCACUAAGAGUAUGCGAAAAGAACAUGAAAUCUUCAGGGAGGCUGGAAAACUAAAACUGUCGGGGACCAAUAUCAUUGGCAUCGGAAUGGACCUGUCGGACUCGGAUAAAGGUUUUCUCAAGACUGCGGUGUCUCCCCCAAUGUUAGCCAACUCCUUUUUCUUGCCUAAUGGCGAGAGCUUGACGAGUCUUACUGAUACUGUGAUGACGUACCUCUGCCAAGAGAACAUGGCAUGUAGCGACAACCCCUGCCACAACAACGGUACAUGUACUAGUUUAUCGAGUACGGAAUAUACGUGUGCAUGUACGAAAGGAUACGCUGGGAAGAAUUGUGACGAACUUAAUGGCAAUGUGGCCGACAUUGCUUUCCUCGUGGACGCGUCGGGAAGUGUCGGAAUGGACAACAUUGACAAAAUGAAACAAUUUGUCUACUCCAUGAUUGAGCAGAUAUCGGUUGGGCAAACGGACAACCGGGUCGGUCUUGCGUCUUACAGCUCAAACUCUCAAAUGGGAUUUCACCUAGACAGCUUCUAUACGAAAAAACAAAUCAUGAAUGCAAUAUCUGCCAUGCAGUAUCGUUACGGCAAUACUAACACCGCCUCCGGAUUAAGAAUGGUUCGACAAGACAUUUUUGACCGGAAUAAGGGCGAUAGAGCCAACAUUCCCAAUAUUCUGAUUUUGAUCACGGACGGUAACUCCAACAUCAACAGUCAGGACACAAUACCUGAAGCCCUGCGACUGAGGGAGCAAGGUGUUCAUAUCAUUGUUGUCGCAAUCGACUACUCUGGUGAAAUGAACCGACAAGAAAUGGACGCUGUAGCCUCCCAGCCUGCAGCUCAGAACGUCUUUUGGGUCAACGAUUACUCAGAUCUAUCGGGUGUAGAGGGCGCUAUUUUCGCGAAAUUGUCCUCACCAGACAUGAAUAAAGACAUAUGUGACACAAAUGAAAUAAAAUGUAAACAUGGCGGUCGAUGUGUCUCAGCAGUUGUGACCGGAACCUACCGGUGUGAGUGUAUUUCGGGAUUCGCUGGAAACUUCUGUGAGAUUGCAUGUCCAAACAAGUUUGAUGUUGCAAUCGUUAUUGAUUCCUCUGCCAGUGUUGGUCCGCAAAACUUCAGACUUAUAAGGACUUUCUCUAGUUCUGUCGUGGAACAACUGUAUCGAAUUUCUAGGAACAAUAGGUUCGCCAUGAUAACUUUCAAUUCAGAGGUCAAGACCGUCUUCGGUUUUGGUCGUUACCGUGACCUUACCUCACUGACGUCAGCAAUAACAGGUGCGAGGUACAAACCUGGAGGAACCAAUACCGCAUUGGCGCUGAGAACAGCUCAUGGUCUGCUUCAGAACGAUUUCGGUACCAGACGUUCAGCGAAGAACGUUGUAAUUCUGAUAACGGACGAAGGGUCCAAUAUCAACGCUACUGAGACUCUCCCUGCGGCAAGAGAACUUAAGAAUGCCGGAACUCACGUCAUCGCAAUAGGAAUCGGCCUCGACAUCGCAGGCGAAUCAGCAGCCCAAGAAAUCAGAGACAUCGCGUCAACAGAUGACAAAGCCUUGAUAAAAGUCAACAGCUACGGCGAGUUGAAGGAAAUUGAAAGUGACGUCAUCAACCAAUUGUGCAAUCUUGGUGAAGAUGGUAGCAAAUAGCAUCAUAGAAUAUUUAAUUUUCAUUCCAUGUAGGAUAAAUUUAACAAAUUUCAUUUGUGUAUUGUAGAAUACUCAUUUGUGUAUUGUAGAAUACUCAUUUGUGUAUUGUAAAAUAUUCAUUUUAACAGCAGAUGUUUUGCAGCACUUUUUUUUACAUUGUUGUACAUGUGUUAUAUUGUAUAAGAAGUCAAUAUAUGCCCAUUUUUAUCAUUGAAUACAACGAUUAUGUAUAUAUCUAGUUGUAUUUAUAUGUCUAGUGCUAUUCAGUAUUAAUAUUUAUAGUUAUUGACGAGUGGACGUAGAAUAUAUGAUAUAUCGACUAAAUACCUGCCUAUGUUACUAGUUAUUCAUAACACGAUAUAUAAAUGCAUUUGAUCGGGGAUUUUACUUUAUGAAUUGUAUGUCAUUCGUUACAGUUUAACUCAUAUUAUCAAUGAUACACAGAGGUCAAAUGCAGCUAAGUUUUUUUUUUAACUUUGCACUAUAUAGCUUUGUAUUAAAAAGUAUUUUUAUGA